Vicia villosa (hairy vetch) is the source of this 447-nucleotide messenger RNA. RefSeq lists its product as uncharacterized. Bases 1 to 447 code for a protein of 148 amino acids. The record is from RefSeq and is a predicted model, not a curated record. Lineage: Eukaryota; Viridiplantae; Streptophyta; Magnoliopsida; Fabales; Fabaceae. Gene Ontology annotation, molecular function: nucleic acid binding; zinc ion binding. The transcript has a single exon.
AUGGAGGUUAGUGUUAUGGAUUCUCAUGAUGAUGGGGUGGAUACUUUGAGAAGCAUACACUUGCAUCAACAAUUUAGCAAAUUUUCAAAAUUUUCUAAACAAUCAAAAGAAGCGUAUGAGUUUAUUAUGGUAGAGUUUGAGCGUAUUUGUAAUACUUUGGAAACAAUGGGAUUAAAAUUCUCCAAUGUAAAUGAUGCUCCUAUAGAUUUGCAACAACAAGAUGUAGAUGAUACACAUGAUAAUGUUUCGAAUUUUAUUAUCCAAGACCCCAAUGUGUCACAAACAAAAGGUAGAAAGAGAAAAGAUUCUGACAGUGCCCGUGUACAAGAAAGAUAUAAAAGUGGUGUAGAAUUGUCGAUGGAUAAGACACUGGUUAAAAGAAGGGCAUGCAAAUACUGUGGAGAAUAUGGUCACUAUCAAUCAACUUGCAAAAAUAAAACAACUUGA